AUUAAUACCCUCAAAGUCUCCGGCCCUUUUCCAGUCAUAAAAGGUCUCUCUCGUUUCUCACACUGCAACUCUCUCUUCUCAUCUUUAUCUUCAGUCCCGUUAUAUUUCUCUGUCAAAAAUCUGAAGCCCUGUUUUGGCUUUUCCCUGAUAUUUCUAUUUUUUUAAUCCAUUUAGCCUCUUUCUAUAUCAAGAUCCAGAAAAUCGAGCGAUUUUUGACUGGGCAUGUAAGCAGUUUAUAGAUGGGUAUAUACCUCAGUGCUCCUAAAACAGAGAAAUUUUCUGAAGAUGGUGUGAACAGUAGGCUUAGAUAUGGCUUAUCAUCCAUGCAAGGAUGGCGUGCUACAAUGGAAGAUGCUCAUGCAGCGCUUACUGAUUUGGAUGCUUCCACCUCAUUCUUUGGUGUUUAUGAUGGUCAUGGGGGUAAGGUGGUUGCUAAAUUUUGUGCUAAAUAUCUUCAUCAGCAAGUUCUCAAGCAUGAAGCAUAUUUGACUGGUGACAUAGGUACUUCUGUUCAGAAAGCUUUUCUCAGAAUGGAUGAGAUGAUGCGUGGACAGAGAGGGUGGAGGGAGUUGGCCAUUCUGGGAGACAAAAUAAACAAGUUCACUGGCAUGCUCGAGGGUUUGAUAUGGUCUCCAAGAAGUGGAGACAGAAAUUACCAAGUUGAUGAUUGGGCAUUUGAGGAGGGCCCACAUUCUGAUUUUUCUGGACCUACUUCUGGGUGCACAGCUUGCGUUGCAGUCCUAAGGGGCAAUCAACUUGUUGUAGCAAAUGCUGGUGAUUCUCGGUGUGUAAUUUCUAGGAGUGGUCAGGCAUACAACCUUUCAAGAGACCACAAGCCUGAUCUUGAGGUCGAGAAAGAGAGAAUUUUAGAAGCUGGUGGUUUUAUCCAUGCAGGACGUGUUAAUGGCAGUCUCAAUCUUGCAAGAGCUAUUGGUGACAUUGAAUUCAAGCAGAACAAGUUUUUACCUGCUGAAAAGCAAAUUGUAACUGCCAAUCCUGAUGUAAAUAUUGUAGAACUUUGCGAUGAUGACGAGUUCAUUGUCCUUGCCUGUGAUGGCAUCUGGGAUUGCAUGUCAAGCCAGCAGCUAGUAGAUUUUAUUCACGAGCAGCUGAAAUCUGAAACUAAGCUUUCCAAGGUCUGUGAAAAAGCACUCGAUCGGUGUCUGGCACCAUCUACUGCUGUAGGCGAGGGUUGCGACAACAUGACCAUGAUCUUGGUGCAAUUUACAAAUCCUGGCCCUUUGAGAGCAUCUGCUCAUGAUAAAUCCUCUUAUCUGGAGGAAGUGCCCAUCGAGUCAAAAACCAGCAGAAACUGAAUCGUAAUAACUGCAAAUAACUUGACAACAUCUGAGCAUACAUUUUGGAACUGUGUUCAACAACCUGUAAUUGUAUAUGGCACUCUCUUUUUGCUGAAAUUGAUAAAAACAAAGGGCUUAUUGUUCCACUUUUCCAUUUCACUUUAGUGUAAUAUAGCCAUGGGAAGAAGAAAUGUGUACAAAUGAUUCAAAAUACAGGUUUUUACAUCUGGUUCAUAUUCAUGUACAUUAUACCAUUCAGUGUUUUCACUGGUAA
Messenger RNA from Olea europaea var. sylvestris, 1572 nucleotides. Its product is annotated as probable protein phosphatase 2C 60. NCBI's taxonomy places the organism in Eukaryota, Viridiplantae, Streptophyta, Magnoliopsida, Lamiales, Oleaceae. Gene Ontology annotation, molecular function: protein serine/threonine phosphatase activity; cation binding. Gene Ontology annotation, biological process: protein dephosphorylation. Bases 240 to 1316 code for a protein of 358 amino acids. The transcript has 11 exons. The record is from RefSeq and is a predicted model, not a curated record.